AUGGCCCAAGCCGGCGAAGGCAAUGAGCCUCCUCUCAGGACAUCCAAGCCAGCUAUGAAUCGGCGUUGGCAAAAUUCGCCAAACUGGCGCGCGAAAACCGCCGCUCCUAAGGCCCACCAAGAGAACUCCGAAUCCAAUGCCCGCCCUGCUCAACCCAAUUUCAAUCGCGAUGCCGGCCAUCCCCGGUUUAAUAAUCGAAAUAAUCGAACUCAAGGCUCUAGCUCUACUCGUACGUCUUCCAAACCUUUGGAACAAAGAAACGAUGGCCCCCUGGCUGCGCCCGAUAUCCCGACUUCGUUCCUUGAGGGAAGGCGGUUGUACGUGGGUAACAUGCCGUACAUGGCCAAGAGGGAAGAUGUUGAAGUACUAUUCAGCAAUGCAACUAAGCAUGGGCAAGGAUACUAUCAAAUAGAGCGCAUCGAUAUAUCCAUCGACCCGUUUACUGGCAGAAACCCGUCGUUCUGCUUUGUUGAGCUGGCUAGCAAAGAACAAGCGACGAAUGCCAUGGAAGAACUCGAUGGUAUCGACAUGCUUGGACGCCCGGUGAAGAUAAAGCCUGGUGUGCCAAAAACACCCAAACCCCUUUUUGGGAGAAGGGGCUCUUCUGGCCAGGAUGAAAAACCUCCCCAGCCAUUCAUCUUCGAUCGUUGGGGGAGAGACGAUGCCGCCACUCAUUGGUAUGGCGUUGCUGAGGAGGGCCGCCGCCUUUUUGUUGGUGGCCUACCAAGAAUGCCCAACCAAGCGGCUGCAGACUACGAGAUUCAGAAACUGUUCUACGGCUUUAAGAUGUGUGCAAUGCCCCCUAGUUCCCUACCUAAGGCGAACCCACUACUGACACUACCAUUGAUAAUUAGCGAAGCGAUCAGUAAGGUCGUAUCACCGCACCACUCCAAGCGCGCACAGCCAGGAAGUCACUAUUUCCUCUUCGUCGACCUCGAAUCUGCCGAGGAGGCUGAUAGAGCAAUUAAAGUACUUGGCGGUGUGAGCGCUGUAUGGGGAUGCCCGGUGCACAUCAACAAGGCUCGCGGUAAUUCGCAGAAGCCUACUGAAAGGGACCGGUGGGGCGAGGGCAAUAGCAACGACAAGCCAGAGGAGCGCCAGAGCGAGAAUAAUGGAAAUUCUUCCAAAUCUUCUGCGUGGCGCGGGUCUCGUCCGCGAACUACGACGGAGAGCAGUAUAAACCCUGAACAGAAUCCUCUAAUAGAUAUUGAUGUACUCCCAUAG
Messenger RNA from Ophidiomyces ophidiicola, 1224 nucleotides. RefSeq lists its product as uncharacterized. The record is from RefSeq and is a predicted model, not a curated record. NCBI's taxonomy places the organism in Eukaryota, Fungi, Ascomycota, Eurotiomycetes, Onygenales, Onygenaceae. The coding region runs from base 1 to 1224 and encodes 407 amino acids. Gene Ontology annotation, molecular function: RNA binding. The transcript has 2 exons.